AGUUCGGAGAAUCAGGCGAGCCUUUCCAUUUCCAAGAUAUAUUGAUGCCUUAUUCUGGGGAAAAAUGGCCAUCCUAUCAAAAGACAGAUACGCUCUAUGUCAUAGCCUGGUGAAGGGCUGAUUAUUUUUUGGUACUGUUGGUAUCACGUGUCGCUGCCUCGCCGCAGAACCGGCGACGUUUCCUUUGGCAUCUUUCUUCGAACCUCAGCGCCGUUCGCCUUCCUCCUUCAGAUCAAUUCAUCUUCUAUCACUACACGUAUGUUUGGGGGUUUUUCUGGCUAAAGAGAAAAAAUUAGAGUUAUCCAACUCAUUUCAGUGCUCUCGGAUGAGCAUCAAAAGUGGCUUCUGAGGGCCUGCCAAAACCUUCUUGGAUAUCAACCAUGAGAUCACUCACAACGAAGCAAACUCUUACUUUUUCCACAGUCCUCUGCAUAGCAUUACUUCUACCGACAUUCGACUACUCUAUCUUUAGAUUAAGCCCUUUAGAUUACACCCAGCCCGUUGACACUGGUCCAGUCGUCGGGAUAGAUCUCGGUCUUAAGUACUCGCGUGUUGGCAUCGUUCAAAAUGACACGUUUGAAAUGAUAGCCGAUGAGAAAGGCCGAAGCUUAGUGCCGUCGGUUGUCGCUUACACGGAAGAUGGCAAGUCUUUGGUUGGUUUCGAAGUGCAGGAGAAGUCUUUGAGUAAUCCCAAGAAUACGAUUUAUGAUAUAAGGUUCAUUUAGAUGAGUACUAUUUCAAAUGCAACGCUGAUAACCAGGUCUAGGCACCUGAUCGGUGGAAACUUUUCGGAUCCUGCAGUCCAGAGCAGAAUUGCAGCCCUGCAUUACGAGGUCGUGCAGAGAGGGUACAGCAAUGGUUCGCUCGAUAUCAAAGCCCAAACCGCAAACGGAGAUCAGUUCUUCUCACCAGAAGACAUAACCGCCAUGAUCUUGAGCCGGCUGAAGACCAUGGCCGAGACUUACUUGGAUACAACGGUCACUUCAGCCGUCGUCGCCGUACCCUCUUACUUCACCGACACGCAAAGAACAGCCACUAGAGAAGCGGCAAAGAUAGCUGGAUUGGACAUCUUUAGUAUGAUUGACGAGCCAAUUGCGGCUGCUUUUGGACAUCGGCUUGACCUUUGGGAUGGUCUUUGCGACGAACCUGAUUUCUACGAGAGUAAAAUAUGCAAUGUUGUCGUGUACGACAUCCAGGAGACAGAAUGGGAUCUCACGCUAUUGGAGAUCGAUCGUGGUGUAUUUGAACUCAAGACAACGGUACACAAUGAUCAGGGGCGAGGGUUGCUUGGAUACUUGCCGACCAUGAUACAGAGUCCGCUUAAAUUCCUUGGGAUAGACUCUUCCGCACCACUGAUUAGUUCAACUGAGGGAUUUUUGAAGGCUUUACAACUGCGCAAGCAGGAUAUUCACAGCAUCCUCGUCACUGGUGACCCGAAGCUUAUUUCAGAGGCUCAGAGAGUCCUCGAAGGAUACUUCACAAACGUAGAAGCAAUCACAAACCCCGAUUUCUCGAACGAUGAAGCUGUCGUCCGCGGAGUUGCACUUCGGGGAGCCGCUUUCAGACUGAGCCAGGAGGAAUGGGAUGGCUGUUCGAUGACCAUUGACGUCCUCCACUUGAGUAUGGGAAUCGAGGCAAGCAACGGAACUUUCCACACCAUCAUUCGAAAUGGCACGGCUAUUCCAAACCGCAAGUCCACCAUCGUCACGACAACUUUCGACAACCAAGAAAAAGUUGUGGUUAACGUCUGGGAAGGCCAGCGACUGAUUUCAAACAAGAACAGGUUACUAGGUACAUUAGAGCUUACAGGAAUCUCGCCCAGACCAAAAGGAUUGCCGAGGAUUGAAGUCAGUCUUGAAGUCGACGCGAACAGGAUAUUGCGCGCUACAGCUAGGGACCUACAAAGCGAUAAUGAGAACUGGGCGGAAUUUAUUGUGAAAGCAAGGAAGAGUAAUUACACGGAAGAGAUUCUCCGGUCCCUUCUCAACGAAGCGGGAAAGUUCCGUGAGGAAGAUGAACUUUGGGCUGAGAAACUUUCAAGAAUUGAUUCAGAUAAAAGCGAAGAUGGUCGGGAGAACUCUGUAAUCCUGGUAGUAUGAUAGGAGAUAGGAGACGUGCAGUUAAGUUUAAUAGUUCAGAGCGGAGACAGCUCCGGUUUGCUCAGCACCGUUGGGCGCCAGGAUCUAAGACAAGAACGCUGGUCGUUGAACUCUGUUUCCCCUAUUCUGCUAGUAGCUUGUAAUUGUUGCUGGGGUAGACUAUCCCAUAUCCCAC
Molecule: messenger RNA, 2274 nt
Organism: Cadophora gregata
Lineage: Eukaryota; Fungi; Ascomycota; Leotiomycetes; Helotiales; Ploettnerulaceae
Product: ATPase with role in protein import into the ER, variant 2
Exons: 2
Coding region: 726-2099 (457 amino acids)
Biological process (GO): protein refolding; cellular response to unfolded protein
Cellular component (GO): cytoplasm
Molecular function (GO): ATP-dependent protein folding chaperone; heat shock protein binding; ATP binding
Source: RefSeq, a predicted model, not a curated record